Messenger RNA from Oryzias latipes (Japanese medaka), 3890 nucleotides. RefSeq lists its product as uncharacterized. Gene Ontology annotation, biological process: regulation of transcription by RNA polymerase II. The record is from RefSeq and is a predicted model, not a curated record. Gene Ontology annotation, molecular function: DNA-binding transcription factor activity, RNA polymerase II-specific; sequence-specific DNA binding. NCBI's taxonomy places the organism in Eukaryota, Metazoa, Chordata, Actinopteri, Beloniformes, Adrianichthyidae. Gene Ontology annotation, cellular component: nucleus.
UUUGUUACUGUGCGUGACUGAGAGUGUGUUGAUGGGAAGAGGGGUGGCGCUGCUGCCGCCAUGACUUCGGUUUAGUCUCUGAGAGACUUUAUCAGCGACAGACUAACGGCCGCUGCUGAAGAAAUACUGAGGACGUGUUUUGAGAAAACCCUCUUCCGGUACGAGGAGGAGAUCGACCGGCAAAACAGACCAACAGACUGCUGGAGACGAGCUUCACAUCAAACCUACAGCCUGGAGGGAGAAGCUCUGAGAACGGCAUCAAGUCUCCAGCCUGAAGCCACGUCUCUGUCAGGAACAUCAUAUCCAGCUCCCUGGAAGUGAAGAAGUCAUUCAGGAUAAAUUUUGUUUGUGAGAGAUCUGGCAUUGAUGAGGGCCGACCUCACAAACACCUGACCCGUACUGAAGGAUGAGGAGGCCCGACAGUGGAAGAAGAUUCCCGAGCUUUACAGCGCGUUUGGAGAGCCGGCGCCGACGGAGAUAGAAGGCCGCUGCCGGCAGGUGAGCCUGAUCCACCGCUGCUCCGGGAACAGACAGGAUCCAGCGCAAGGAAGCAGAACGAUGCAGUUCAGAAGAUCUCCGAAGGGCCUUAAUCCUCAGAAGAACCCCACUCCUCUUUCCCCGCUGACAGCUGGGCGGGAUGCGGCGCAGGUAAACCAGAGAGGAGCGGUGACGAGAAUGGAGCUUCAUAUUUAAAAGUCCGUUUAAAAAUAAAUUCCUGGUAAGGCUCAAAUUUUAGAAGAGCUUGGCGAUCAUAGACCAGGAGAGCAGAUGCAUACAGGGUGCCAGCUUAUUAAAAAUAGUAAAAAAAGCAAACAAAACUAGGAGCGGAGCUGACAGACCGCACACGCUGGCGCCAUCAUCAUAGACACAAGAGUACGGAAGCAUUAUCUCAAAAGCCAUUUAAUUAUAACAAAAGCCAACAUUUAUAUACACAAAAACAAAAGAACUCCUCAGAAAAAAACCAGGAUGGAAAAAAAAACAUUUUCCCGUUCGACAUCCUGUCCAGAAGGGGGCGGUAACGCGUCACCAAGCUGGAGGAAACAGCCGUUUUUUGUGCUGUCGGAGCGGCUGCAGAAGCGAUGUCUUCAGUUCAGGCUCUUGGAAGCUUCAUCAGCAGACGGUUGUCGGCGGCUGCUGCGAGGAUAUCCACGAGGGCUGAACAAACCAUCGCACAGUACGAGGAGGAGCUGGACCGCCAGCGCAGGCUGCCGGACACCCGCCGGAAGUCUGAGCCUGAGGAGCAAACAGACGUUCUCACCCAGCUUCACCCGAGCGGAAUUGAGGAUCUCUGUAACCAUGAGAAGAACUGUGAUGUGAAGCAGGAGGAACCAGAACCUCCACGGAUUAAAGACGAGGAGGAGGAGGAGGAGCUCUGUGUCAAACCGAAUGAAGAGCAGCAGGACUCAGAAAAGCAGGAGACCGAGUCGCAGAAAAAAGACCUAAACCUCAAGAAACUCAAACGCUAUUACUGUCCAGAGUGUGGUAGAAGUUACCCGUUGAAGUGCCGCCUAAAAACCCACAUGAGAACUCACACGGGGGAGCAGUUUACAUGUGGAGAAUGUGGCAAAAGCUUCACGCGCCCUGAUGUCCUCACGGUCCACAUGCGGAUCCACACCGGCGCCAAGCCGUACACCUGUAAAACCUGCGGCGAGGCGUUCGGCCGCCGCGACAAACUGAACAUCCACAGAAGGAUUCACACUGGGGAAAAGCCCUUCCUGUGCCAGGAGUGUGGCAAAAACUGUGUGGAUCGGUACUAUCUGAACAAACACAUGGAAACCCACACCAGGAGGGAGGGGACAAGGGUGAGGAAGAGGAGGAGGAGGAAGAGGAAGCCUGAGUGCACCCACAGCUGGCAGACGGACAUCCAAAGAGGCGCUUGCAGCGUUCGCUUCAGUUCUGUCUGUUUACGUUUGUCCGCCGCCAUGUCUUCUGUCCAGUCUCUGAGAGACUUCAUCGGCGAGAGACUAACGACCGCUGCUGAAGAAAUACUGAGAGAGUUCGAGAAAACCAUCGUCCGGUACGAGGAGGAGAUCGACCGGCAGCGCAGACUGCUGGACACCAGCCGGAAGACUCAUCCGUCACCGAGGAACUCUGCAGUCUUCACCAAGCAUCAUGGGAGCACAGAUGAGGAUCUCCGUGAUGAGAACACCUACACCAGCGUGAAGCAGGAAGAGCCACAGAUUAAAGAUGAGGUGGAAGAGCUCUGCAUCAGCCAGGAUGAAGAGCUGCUGGAUCUGAAGGAGGAGACGGACUCCCUAAUGAUUCCUCCAUAUGAGGAAGAUCACUGCUUUGAAGAUUAUUUAAACAUUCACCAGGUAAUAACUAGCUUAACAGCCACUAAUGUCCCUGAAGAAUCGACACCCCCUGCAGAUGCAGAGACUUUAGCAGAGAAGAAAGACGACCAAGACAAAAGUCUCAUCAGUAAAACGGUUAGCCUGUCGGGAAGUCAGCCCUACUCUGACUCAAAAAAAUCGAAGAAGUCCUUCACGCAGAAGUCGCAAAAACUCCCAGAUGGAGACAGGUUUCCCUGUGAAGUGUGUGGUAAAAGUUUCCGCACGGCUGCGAUCCUGGUCGCCCAUAUGAGGAUCCACACGGGGGAGAAGCCCUUCUCCUGUAACGUGUGCGGCAAACGCUUCACGGCGUGCGGGACGCUGGCGAACCACAUGAUUAUCCACGUCAACAAGAGGCCGUUCUCCUGCUUGCUGUGCGACAAAAGCUUCAAGCAACGACGACACCUGAACGUCCACAUGAGGGUCCAUUCGGGAGAAAAGCCCUACUCCUGUGAGGAAUGCGGCUUGAGUUACAAAAGCAACAGCGCGCUAAAAAGUCACAAAAGAGUCCAUGCUGCAGAUGAUGACCUAGAGGGCACGGAUCAGGGGGCUGACGCCACGGGAUGUCCCACCGCUUGUGAGAAACCCUUUAAUAAGGAGACGCAGAAACAAGACAAGAGCUAUACGUGUGAACAAUGUGGUAAGAGUUUCAGUCAGGACCUCGGGCUGAUGAGACACAUGCGACUCCACACAGACGAGAGGCCUUUUGUGUGCAAAGUUUGCGGGAAAACCUUCAAACAGAGCGUAAGUCUGAAAAACCACACCAGAAUCCACACGGGCGAGAAGCCCUUCUCCUGUAAAGUCUGUGGCAGAAGUUUCACGCUGGGCUCCACGCUGAUUCGACACAUGAAGGUCCACACCGGGGAGAGGCCCUUCCUGUGUAAAGUCUGCGGCAAAACGUUUGUGAAACGAGAUCACCUGCAAGGCCACACGAGGAUCCACACCGGAGAGACUCCCUUCUCAUGCCAAGUGUGUGGAAAAAGCUUCAAGCUGAGCGUGAACCUGAAGAGCCACCUGAGGAUCCACACAGGAGAGAGGCCGUUCUCCUGCGAGGUUUGUGGCAGGCGUUUUGUGCAGAAUAGUCAGCUGAAAGUCCACAUGCGCAUGCACGUGACCAGCCCAAACGAGCCCCUCGCCUGUGAGGAAUGCGGGCAAACCUUCAGUCAGAUCAGGAAACUCAAGAGGCACAUGGCCGCCCACAGCAGACACAAGUCCAUCGCCUGUGAGGAGUGUGGAGAAACCUUUGGAAGUACGUUAACGUUCAACGAUCACAUGAAGAUUCACACCUCGGAGGAGGCGCUCCUCCGUCAGUCUCAAAGCGUCAGUGUGGAGCGGUGCUGAGCACCAGGACUCAACUGCUUUGUUCUGCAUGUUUGAGAAGAAACAUCUGGUCUUCCAUGAUACUUUUUCUGUCUUACGACCAUUGUGUGAUGAAGUUAUUACGUAAACUUGAGUAUACAGUACAGACUAAAAAUUUGGACACACCUUAUUCAAAGCUUUUUCUUUAUUUUCAUGACAAAGGCAUCAAAACUAUGAAUUAAAACAUGUGGAAUUAUAUAC